Molecule: messenger RNA, 1562 nt
Organism: Spodoptera frugiperda (fall armyworm)
Lineage: Eukaryota; Metazoa; Arthropoda; Insecta; Lepidoptera; Noctuidae
Exons: 4
Coding region: 117-1097 (326 amino acids)
Biological process (GO): arachidonate secretion; phospholipid metabolic process
Source: RefSeq, a predicted model, not a curated record
CAGCCGCAGCCGGGCUCCGCCGCCAGUCCACGACAGACGCGCGCGCGGGCCGCACGCUCGCGACAUGGCCGGUCGGAAUUCGCGCUAACCAAUAAAAGUUUAAUUAGUAAAACAAAAUGUCAUUCCGGCGACUACUGAGUGCGGUCCGGUCAGCGCGGGAAGCCAUCACCCGAGGAGCUCCGAUGGCGGACGGACUGUUGAAAUCUUUGUUAUCAGUUAUUGUUAUAUUUUGCAUCGCGGUGUCGUCGCCACCCUCGGCGUCUGCGAAACCGUUUGCGUUCAGUUUUCCUGCGGGAUGGUCACUCGCCGGCCUGGUGGGCACUGUGGGGGCGCGCUCUGAGGAUGCCGAGCGGAGAGAACCAGCAGCGGGAGCGAAGCCCUACACGGGGCGACGCAUCGCCAACGACACGCUGCGGAUGGUGUACCACCACGACCUGACCGUGGCCGUGGUAGAGCUGGGGCCCAAGAAGUUGCUUCUCAAUUGCGAACUCAUCGAGACACAUGACGAGGAGGACACGGGCCGACUGCUGCGGCAGCUGAGCAGGAUAAACAGGCCGCUCGGAGUCACCUUCCCGCAGAUGGUCAAGCUCAUGUCGCAGUGCCAGCAGGUUGCAGGCGUAGAAGCUUUAGACGAGAGUGACCAUCCAAUCCUUGGUAGUAGCGGUGGAGGCUGGCGGGAAACCGGCACCGCUCGAGCCCGGCUAGAUGCUGGUGGCGCACACGCUGGGCUGUUAGGGGGCAGUCCACUCACAUUACUGCAAGGAAUUAUACCAGGUACAAAGUGGUGCGGCACGGGUGACAUAGCCACAGACUACCACGACCUGGGCGCGGACAGGCGCCUGGACCGCUGCUGCCGCACGCACGACCUCUGCCCCACGAAGGUGCGCGCCUUCUCCAGCCGCUACAACCUCACCAACAACUCACUCUACAGUAAAUCUCACUGUACUUGUGACGACAUGCUCUUCGAUUGCCUCAAGACCACCAACACCUCCGCCUCACACCUCAUGGGACACAUCUACUUCAACAUCGUUCAAGUACCCUGCCUCGAGGACGUCGACAACGCUCGACGAUUUCGUAAUGCUAGGUUGGGAUUUUAACUCCAUCUAGUGGAGAAUAGCGGAAUUAUACUCAUCAGCGCCAUCUAGUAGUCACGAUAGUGUGUCAUGCAUGCACAGAUUUUUUUGAUGCUGUAAAUUUUGCAUUUUACGUAAUUUAUCUUCUUGUUAUUCUCUAAUGAAUGUGAUUGUAAAUAAUUAUUAAAUUUUAAUAAUGUUCUUAUAAACAUUAGACAUCAAGCUGUGAUACGUCUGUGCCUUUAAAUGUACUAGAGAGUAUUUUGUUAGAGGAUGGCGCUAUACAAAUAAAAAACAUUGUUUUAAAUUAAUAGGUAGAUUCUAAGAUAUUUAUUUAUUUGUUACAAAUAUUCAUGACAAAGAUACAGAUUCUCUAUUGUUAUAAAUAGUCACAAGAGUUUAAUAUCUGUUUAUGAAUACAAAGAAAUUUUAUAAUAAUUAUAGAGAAAUAAAUGUGUUAGUUCAUACCAAAUAAAAUAUUUAUUUUAA